UACCCGGCGGUCUCGGUAGUCAGCACACGGGCAGGGCCAGGGUGGAGAGCGACAGAACUGGAGCGAGUCGAGUUGAGGCGUGGAGAGGCGCUGGUUGUCUAGCUUUAGCGUACAUGAGAAGAAACGUAAAGAAAUCAACACUGGGCAGUUUUUUCCAAUUAUUAUUAUAGUAGGCUAGCCGAUCAUUAUAUUUAUACUACCGCCAUCGAGCAAACUAUGGCCGAUGUAGACAAGCUCAACAUAGACAGUAUAAUCCAGCGCCUUUUGGAAGUAAGGGGGUCUAAGCCUGGAAAGAAUGUGCAGCUGCAGGAGAACGAGAUUCGGGGGCUCUGUCUGAAGUCACGAGAGAUCUUCCUGAGCCAGCCCAUCCUGCUGGAGCUGGAGGCGCCCCUCAAAAUCUGCGGUGACAUCCAUGGGCAGUAUUACGACCUGCUGAGGCUGUUUGAGUACGGAGGGUACCCCCCGGAGAGCAACUACCUGUUCCUGGGGGACUACGUGGACCGGGGCAAGCAGAGCCUGGAGACCAUCUGCCUGCUGCUGGCCUACAAGAUCAAGUACCCCGAGAACUUCUUCCUGCUGCGCGGGAACCACGAGUGCGCCUCCAUCAACCGCAUCUACGGCUUCUACGACGAGUGUAAGAGACGCUACAACAUCAAGCUGUGGAAGACCUUCACUGACUGCUUCAACUGCCUGCCCAUCGCAGCCAUCGUGGACGAGAAGAUCUUCUGCUGCCAUGGAGGCCUCUCCCCUGACCUGCAGUCCAUGGAGCAGAUCCGAAGGAUCAUGCGCCCCACGGACGUGCCGGACCAGGGCCUGCUGUGCGACCUGCUGUGGUCGGACCCGGAUAAGGACGUUCUGGGCUGGGGGGAGAACGACCGCGGCGUUUCCUUCACGUUCGGUGCAGAGGUCGUGGCCAAGUUCCUUCACAAACACGACCUGGACCUCAUCUGCCGUGCCCACCAGGUGGUGGAGGAUGGGUACGAGUUCUUCGCCAAGAGGCAGCUGGUGACCUUGUUCUCAGCGCCCAACUACUGCGGGGAGUUUGACAACGCGGGCGCCAUGAUGAGCGUGGAUGAGACUCUGAUGUGCUCCUUCCAGAUCUUAAAGCCUGCGGAGAAGAAGAAGCCCAACUCCAGCCGUCCGGUGACGCCGCCCAGGAACAUGGUGACGAAGCAGGCCAAGAAAUGAGGCCUGAGGGCGGGACGCGCUGGACCAGACUUUAUCCCCACUCAUUCGCUCGGAUUCAUUUGGUCUUUAAUGGUCUCUCCAACUCAAGAAUGUUGGCUGCCUUUUUUUAUAUGUACAUAGUGUUUUGUUUUAUGUUUUUAUGUUCAUUUAAAUUUUUAUUUUUUGGCUGUGACUGGGGGAGGGAGCUGUUGUGGAAAUGGUUGUUCCUCAUCGACUGACCGACUGACCGUCUUGCUGACUGACUGACAGUCUGUCAGUUGAACUCCUGCUGCGAUGAUGACGUUUUAUGGCUAGAGGACUGAAGGACUUAACAGACUAGAGUAGUCACAGCCAUUCGGUUUUUUUUUUCCCCCCCCACCCUUCUGCAGCAGCCCAGAAAGUUUGUUUCUCCAAAAACGUUUAUUUUUAUUUUUUAAUGUUCCUUUUUAAUUUCAGUCUGAAUGACUGAUUUAUCUUAUCGAUCAUUAUCGUAAAUCAGAGAAACUAACUUAAGGAAAAAAAAAAAGAAAGAAAGAAACUUUCAGGUUUUGUGCAUUUGUCAGUCUGCCACAUUUCCGAGCGCGCUCAGUCCGUCUCUCCGGGAGAGAGGCGGGGCUUACACAGUCACAUGGUGAUGCUCAGGGCUGGUACCACACCCCCACACUGACCUGGAUAUAAUCUCCACCCACACCCCCACAUGCAGCCCGUCAUCACUUAUCCAAUUAUGGAAACAUUUUUUCCAAACAAAUUCUUGAAAAAGAAAAAAAAAAAUGAAAAAAAAAAAAAAACACUGUGAGAAUAAUUAAAUCUUACACCUCUUGAGAUUUAAACGAGAAGCUUUUUGGGGAAUUAAAAAGGUUUUUUAGAGAAAAUAGGAUGACUUUCUGUCCCCACACUUCUCUAAGGAGAAAGUCUGAGGAGAUUCCCUGUUUAAUGCAGCCGUAUCACUCAAGUGCUGUCUUUGUUUUGUUUGAAAUACUUCCUGUACUGUACUCUUUAAACAAAGUUGUUCUUGUAAUGUUACCUGUCCCUCACUAGCAUCAUGAUCUUUUCUCUUUUCUUUUUUUUUCAUUGUAGCCUGAUUUGAAAAGGGAUUUUUAGAAUGCCAUCACCUUUUAAAUUUAAGACAUUCCUCAAGCUAUGCGAAUUUUAAGAGUAGCAAGAUAAAAUUAAGUUAAUGACAAAAAACGCCAUCAGUGAGUAAUGUAUCCUCACGGGAGCAGACAUGAAAUGAGUGUUUCGACACGUUUUUCUUUUCUUUGCUUCAUGGCUUUGGAAAUAGGAGUUUUAAUGUAAGAACCCUCACAGGUACAGGCAUGAGGAAGGGCAUCUCAAGGACUUUGUGUUGCAUGCAUCUAAACGUGAUAAAUUUAAACAUGGCCUUUUUCCUUUUCCGGGCAUGUAUACUUUAGCAUGUCUUAAGAUAAUGUAGCUUAACUCCAGGAAUCUGUCAUUUGUAACUGAUCUUUUUUGAAUAUUUGAAUUUUUUAAGUUUCAUUUGAACUUCAUCAUAUAUCAUUAAACUGUGUAUAUAUACAUAUAUGUUAGUUUUGUUCAGUUUGGGCAAUAACACAUUUUUUUCCACAGUUAAGCAAUUGUAUACUUGUUUUAAUAAAGAUUAUGGAUGGCAGGUGGUCAGCUA
Conger conger (European conger) is the source of this 2809-nucleotide messenger RNA. Its product is annotated as serine/threonine-protein phosphatase PP1-gamma catalytic subunit A. Gene Ontology annotation, molecular function: protein serine/threonine phosphatase activity. The record is from RefSeq and is a predicted model, not a curated record. Gene Ontology annotation, cellular component: cytoplasm; nucleus. NCBI's taxonomy places the organism in Eukaryota, Metazoa, Chordata, Actinopteri, Anguilliformes, Congridae. The transcript is spliced from 7 exons. The coding region runs from base 217 to 1188 and encodes 323 amino acids.